This is a messenger RNA of Juglans microcarpa x Juglans regia, 2225 nucleotides long. RefSeq lists its product as uncharacterized. The record is from RefSeq and is a predicted model, not a curated record. NCBI's taxonomy places the organism in Eukaryota, Viridiplantae, Streptophyta, Magnoliopsida, Fagales, Juglandaceae. The transcript has 3 exons. Bases 153 to 2120 code for a protein of 655 amino acids.
ACAACACUACCGGCUCUCAACUCUCGGCCAUGAACCUCUGAUGAUGCUCAAAUGACCCAGGCGAAACUAAUUGGAAGCUAGCAAGCUUUGUUAACUUCUGAAGCCGCCCAAAAUCAGAAUUUUGUUUUUUUCCUAUUUUUCAGGCCCUAUAUAUGACGAACACGAAUGGUAUAAUUAAAUAUGGUGAGGGAGCGAUGGAGCUAAUUCAACAUUUCAGCCACCCACAUCCCUUGUUGUUGAGCCUCGAUGGAUCAGUACUAGAUCAUGAUCAUCGGUAUGAUUUAUGUGGAUUGUGUAAGGAAAGAAUAUCAUCAGGUACUCCUUGUUACGGAUGUAAAGAUGGGUGCAAGUAUUUCUACAUACAUAAAUCAUGUGCCGAAUUACCCCACCAGUUGAAGCACCCACUCCACCCCAAACAUGAUCCUCUUACUCUCAUAAAUCCCGUGGAAACUACGAAAUCAAUAGAAGAUCAAUCAUGUAACAGUUGCGGAAGAUUUGAAUGGUGGUAUCCGUCCGCAUACACUUGUUCUGGUUGUACGUUCAAUCUUUGCAUUAAAUGCGCUUCGCUUUCACUAACCACAAAAGUUGAUAUUCACGAUCAUCCAUUGACCCUUAUGCAGAAAUCCACCCAAUUCAUUUGUGAUCAUUGUGAGAAAGAAGGGAAGGGAAUGUUUUAUUUUUGUGCUGCUUGUUCGUUUAUGGUCCACCCGGAAUGUACUCUUUCACCAUUGGUUGUACGACCACCCAUCAUAAAGGCCGACAUUCAUGAUGAAGACCAUCCAUUGACACUUGUGCAAAGAUUUCUGAUCUCCCUCACUUGCAAUGCUUGUGGGAAUGACAUUAAGGGCAGGUUUUACUUUUGUGACAAAUGUUCAUUUGUGGUCCACCUAGAAUGUGCUUCCUUACCAUCGGUUGUCAAAGUUAUACGGCACGACCACCCUCUCAACCUCAUUUACUCUCUUCCAGCCAUUAAUCCAUUGAGCCUGCAUAGUGUUUGCCAACUAUGUGUUAAAAUGGUAGACAUAGACUACGGUGUUUAUUAUUGCUCAACUUGUGAUUUUGUUGCCCACCUUCAUUGUGCUACAAGCAAGGAAGAGAAAGAUGAAACGUUUAUGCAGAAUUCUAAAGAUGAAGAAUCUAUUGAGUCAUCGACAAGUAUGUUGGAACAUGGGAUUGAUGAAUCCACAGACAUGUUCCCAUACGUUGUUAAAAAGUUCAAACCAGGUGUAGAUGGGAUUGAAAUAGCUGCAGAAAUCAAACAUUUUAGUCAUGAGCAUGACUUAAAACUCACUGCCAAGUUUGGGAUCAACGAAAAGUGUGAUGCCUGUACACGCUACAUCUUUACUCCAUAUUAUGCUUGUGCUCAGUGUAGAUUCUUUCUUCACAAACAUUGUGCUGAAUUAAGUCGAAGAAUGAGACAUCCACUUCAUCGACACCCUCUUAUGCUCCUCCCAAGGGCAACUUAUGAUAGUGAUGGUUCUUUUGGAUGUGAUGCUUGUCGUCGUCAUCCAUGUAAUGGCUUCACUUAUAAUUGUGAAGAAUGUCUAUUUAACCUUGAUGUUCAGUGCAGUUUACUCCCAUAUAAUAAAUUCACACAUGAUAGUCACGAGCACGGACUUAUUUUUUCUAGGUUACCAAAAGGUAGAAAGUGUAAUAAUUGUGAUUCAGAUGAAGAAAUUCAUUUCUGUUGUGCUGAUAAUUGUGGAUUCGCAUUGGACUUCAAGUGUUUAACAAUGCCGCAUACAAUGUGGUAUGAACAACAUGAACACCCAUUCACUCUUUGUUAUGCUCCAGAAGAUGAUUCGGGGGAAUAUUAUUGUGAUAUUUGCGAAAAAGAACGAGACCCGAGGUGUUGGUUCUACUAUUGUACAGAUUGUAUUUAUCCUGCUCAUCCGGAAUGUAUUCUUGGAAGAUUUCCAAAUAUCAAGUUUGGGAAAACUCACACAAUUGAUAACCAUCAACAUCCUCUUGCUUUUGUCCAUAAGACUUCCGGCCAUGGCCGUGAGUUUUGCAAGGUUUGUGUUGGUCGUAUGUAUUUAGACGUAGUUUAUGAAUGUGCCAAGUGUAAUUUCAUUGUUCACAAAUGGUGCUUAGACGAAAUAGGAACAAGUAAGGGAUAGUUACUUUUUUCUUUACUUGGGCUUUUAUUUAAACUGAAUAGCCUCGCAAGUUACUUAUUUCUACGGUCUACCAUAUUGUAAUAAUAGGAAGAAGUACUGUUUUAA